Erythranthe guttata (spotted monkey flower) is the source of this 1403-nucleotide messenger RNA. RefSeq names its product 5'-AMP-activated protein kinase beta-2 subunit protein (gene AKINBETA1). NCBI's taxonomy places the organism in Eukaryota, Viridiplantae, Streptophyta, Magnoliopsida, Lamiales, Phrymaceae. The record is from RefSeq and is a predicted model, not a curated record. Gene Ontology annotation, molecular function: protein binding.
CCAUUUCAUCGUCAAGUUGACAUUUUCCUUUUUAUUUCCGAUUUUCUCCCUCUUCUCCACCCUCCCCUCUCUCUCUCUCUAAAACCGCCUCCGGCGAUCCCCUUAAAACCUUCUCAGAACGCAGUUUCUCUCUCUAGAUAUAUAUACGCAUACACAUUAGAUACAUAAUCGUACAGUCGUUGUUCGUGUAUGUGAAAAUAUGGGAAAUUCGAAUGGCAAGGAGGAAGGCAACGAAAAUGGUGGUGAUGGCGGCGAUGAGUUAUCGGGAGGUUCGAAUCACGCGCCUACAGCGCGGGUGGCUUCUGCCGAUUUAAUGGCGAGCUCUCCGCCGCACGACCACCGGCAGUCUACUUCUCCUCUAUUGUUCUCAUCUCAGGUCCCAGUAGUUCCCUUACAAAGAAAUGAUGCCCCCUCACUAAAUCCAUUGCGGCAGAAUGAAAAUCAAAGGCCCGCUGACCAAUCCCUUGGACAAGGUAUACCUACUAUAAUAACUUGGAGCUUUGGUGGUAACAGUGUAGCUGUGGAAGGAUCUUGGGACAACUGGAGGACAAGGAAAAUACUUCAAAGAUCUGGCAAGGAUCAUUCUGUUCUUUUGGUCCUCCCAUCGGGUGUGUUCCGUUACAAAUUUAUUGUGGAUGGCGAAGUGAAAUAUAUACCGGAUUUUCCAAGUGAAACAGAUGAGACGGGCCGUGUCUGUAAUCUUCUAGAUGUCCAUGAUUAUGUUCCGGAAAACCUAGAUAGUGUGGCAGAGUUUGAGGCGCCCUCAUCACCCGAGUCCAGCUACAGUCAACUUUUCCCAGGAGACGAAGAUUUUGCAAAGGAUCCUAUGCUGGUUCCUGCUCAACUCCAAUCGAACAUUCUUGGCUCGGAAAACAAUAAAGAACCCGCUUAUUCAAAACCGCAGCAUGUGGUGCUUAACCAUCUCUUUAUGGAGAAAGGACAGUCUUCUCAGUCUGUGGUUGCUCUCGGUCUGACUCAUCGGUUCCAGUCCAAGUAUGUGACUGUUGUCCUGUAUAAGCCGCUGAAGAGGUGAUUUGGUUCUAAAUCCUUCUUCUCUCUCCCCUUUGCUAGAUCUUUUGAUGAUGAUGAUGUAACUUUGAAAAAUUUGUGAUCCAAUCUUGUUGUUACAGUUGAUUAUGCAACGACUUCUCGGAAAAUAUGUAACUUCAACUGAUGUUUGUUGUCCUGUACAUUAAACUGUGCUAAUCGGUGUCGCUGAGUUUUUAGUGUAAAUUUGUUUAGCGGAAGCGAAAGGAAAUUUCUUUGUGAUGUUUUAUUUAUGUUGUUCUUCGAGCAAGAUCACUCUUUCGACUUGUGAAACUUUUAAUACAAUAAGCAUGUGGAGGGAUCGGGUGUGCUUUCUACCUUGCCCUGUUAAAUGCUCUAUAUUUAGUUUCCGAAAA